This is a messenger RNA of Saprolegnia parasitica CBS 223.65, 363 nucleotides long. RefSeq lists its product as hypothetical. Gene Ontology annotation, biological process: 7-methylguanosine mRNA capping. Bases 1 to 363 code for a protein of 120 amino acids. Gene Ontology annotation, molecular function: mRNA 5'-cap (guanine-N7-)-methyltransferase activity. The record is from RefSeq and is a predicted model, not a curated record. The transcript has a single exon. Lineage: Eukaryota; Oomycota; Saprolegniomycetes; Saprolegniales; Saprolegniaceae. Gene Ontology annotation, cellular component: nucleus.
AUGUGCACGGUGCGCAUGGACGAUGCGACGCGGACGCGGCUCCUCUAUGGCAGUGACGACGACGACGACGAAGGGUACGGUCUUCGGUACAAGUUUACGCUGCGGGACGGCGAGGACGAGCAGGCCGUCGACUUGCCCGAGUACUUGAUUCCGAACUCGCUCCUGCACCGACUGAUUGCGCAGAACGGGUUUGAACUCGUGCUCCAGGAAAACUUUCAGUCGUUUGUCGCACUCCACAGCCAAGUGCCGCGCCACCGCGAGCUCCUCUCCAAGAUGCACGUGCUCAACUUUAACGGCACCAUCUCGGACGUCGAGUGGGACAUUGUGAGCCUCUACCAAGUACUCGCGUUUCGAAAGCUCUAG